AUGGGUGGCAAGGUUCUUCUGAUCAGUUCUGUCUUGGUGGGGCUUGUUUCACUGAGCUCGUGCAGGAGCCUGGGAGAGUUGCAUGAGCAGAAGACCCACUAUGGGGGCUCACCAACUCCUACGCAUGGGUCAGGAGGAGGCUACAACCCGACACCUACACCAACUUACGGCACUACACCAACACCAACUUACGGCACUACACCGACGCCAUCUUACGGCACUACACCGACGCCAUCUUACGGCACUACACCGACGCCAUCUUAUGGCACUACGCCGACGCCAUCUUACGGCACUACACCGAGCACCCCAAGUACACCUUCCCAUGAUGUCCCUGCAAGUCCAAAGAAGCAUGGAUUCAUUGGAUCCUGCGACUACUGGAAGAAUCACCCAGAUGCUAUAGUUGCAGCUAUUGGGUCCCUUGGCAACAUCGGCAAGACAUUUGGUGCUGCAUGCAGUAUGAUAGGUGGCAAGAAGCUAGGAAAUAUGCAUGAUGCACUCUCAAACACUAGAACUGAUGGUAUUGGCGCCCUGAUACGUGAGGGGGCAGCUGCAUACCUCAACUCCAUUGUGAACAAGAAGUUCCCAUUUACCACCCAGCAGGUAAAGAACUGCAUCAUCGUGGCCGUGACCUCUGAUGGUGCUGCUUCUGCCCAAGCUGGGGUCUUCAAGAAGGCAAAUGAAUCCCACUACUAG
Messenger RNA from Triticum turgidum subsp. durum (durum wheat), 693 nucleotides. The record is from the annotation of a GenBank genome assembly. Lineage: Eukaryota; Viridiplantae; Streptophyta; Magnoliopsida; Poales; Poaceae.